Molecule: messenger RNA, 1456 nt
Organism: Paramecium octaurelia
Lineage: Eukaryota; Ciliophora; Oligohymenophorea; Peniculida; Parameciidae
Source: the annotation of a GenBank genome assembly
AUGCUAAAAGAGAAACUGCAAGAAAUAAAGGAUUCAAAUACAAAUUUAUAUUAACACUUGAAUAAUGUAUUGACUAAGAUAUUAUUGGAUAAUCCAAAAGUAUGAAUAUAUGUUAAACUAUAAUUGUAGAAUGCUUUUGAAUUAUUUGAAGAUUAUUCAUUUUAAGUAAAAUCAAGUGGAUUCUCAUUUGAUAAAUAUAAUGAAUUUGAUAAUGCAGAAAGAACAAAGAUUACAAUGGAUUCAGCUGUUUAAUAAAAGACAUUGAAGCUAGUCAAUAAAAUUAAUCUUGGAACUGAUGAAGAACCUUAAGAGGCAACUUAAACUGGAUAUUUACCUAAUUUAUCAGAAGAAGCUUAUUUAUAUGAAUGGGCUGGUAUUGGAAUUGAUGAAAAUUAUAAAAUAUUCAAAGCCUUGACAGUACUUUAUUUAUACAAUAUUUUAGUUAUUAUCUGUUACUAAAUAAGCAUCUAAACUAAGAUUUUGGGGUAAAAUCAUGGGAAGAUAGAAGGAUUAUUAUAUUGCUGAAGGAGUAGCUACUAGUCAAGUUGAAGAUGGGGAAUUACCACCUGAAGUUGAACCUAGAGGAUCUGGAGUUAAUACUAAAUCUUAUUGGGCAUGCACUGAUAUUCUAAAUGAUAAGGAUUGGGUUGAAUUACCAUUGAUUACACCUUAAUAAAUUAAUGUGUCUAGAUAAAUUAAAUAUAUGUUUACAGGUAAUUUAGAAGCUGAUGUCAUAACAAAUCCAUAUUUCUUUGGAAAAGAAAAACAUUUAUUAAAAGCUCAAAUUGUUAGAAUUACAUAAUCAACUGUUAUUAUUCCUAAAGGUUAAUAUAUUCUAAGAGAUGGUGAACCUAGAGAAAUAGAUCCAGCACCUGAAUAUAAAUUACCAGGAUUUCAUGAUUUAAAAACAUUGAAUGAUUGGAUGCAUUUCAAUUAGAAUAUAUUAAGUGUAAUGAUAUUUAUUUUAUAUAUAUUAGUGUGGUAGAUUGGUUCAUUUAAUACCAUCCGAAUUACCAGAAGGUGUAGAACCAGAAGCAUAUUAAAAAUAAAUAGAAGCAGCUGAUCCAUUUGAAAAUAGAUUAAAACAAAUAUCAAAUGAUAAAUUACCAAAUAAUAAGCCAGCUUGGAAAAUUAGAAUUGUUGGAGAUACAACUGAUUAUAAUCCUUUAGCCAAAGACACUAAUAAUAAAGUUAAUAAUGGUGUUAUUAUCAUUAAAUCAUUGGUUUGGCCAGGAUUAGUAACUGUUUAUUCUGUAUUUAUUAUUUAAUCUAUAUAAUAGAACAAAGUAUUGUCACAAUUAUAUUAUGGUUAUGGAUUCAAAGCAACGACCAAUCAUUUCUAUCCAAAAUAACCUUAAUAAGUGUAAACAGAAUAACCAGAUCUUCCUGAAUAGCCAGAACCCAAUUUCCCGGCUGAAGUCCCUUAAUAACAAUAAGAUUGAUCAUUAUUAUUAUU